ACUAUUCAAUCCUUGUUUGCCAGUUUAGUUAGUGACAAUGCUUUCAGAGUAAAAUCACACGAUGAAUCUUUGUAAAUUUUUAAUCCAUCUACUCGUGUAACAUAUCUAACAACACGCUGAGCUCGUGAAAAGAAUACUUUUUACGUUUUAGCUAAAAACGCAAUACCCUAUCUAGAAUGAACUCGUCUGUAGCGGGAAAAACAGAACUUUUUGGUGAGUACCAGGAAAUACAGUGCAAGGGAAAACUUUUGCUUUUUUUCCGACAAGUUGCCCUUUGAAGACUUUUUCCUGAUUAGCUUAAUUAGCAUGGAAACAGUGGCAAGAUUCAUAGACUAUCUAGAUAACCGCCCAACGUCUAAAAAUCUCUGCUGUGCUAGUGAAGGCAUUUUGUCUUUCAUACAAGAUGAGCAGGACAUUAGAGAUAACUUUGAGUAUGGUUGCAUCAUGGACUUGUGUGAUUGCAAUGGGGAUUCUGUCCCGGAUUUAAACACUGUUCUUAACUGUGAUGAAUCUCUAUCUCAAUCAGACUUAGAACUAGGGUUGAUUUAUUGCAGUGAGGAUCCUCUUGAUGCUGCAAACUUCACUACAGAAUAUGGAGAAAAUUCCAUAGUGUAUACAGAUUAUAAUGUGUCUGAAUUUAUUAAAGAAAAAUCGGUUUCUGUUCCUCAGACAGAUGGAAGCAUCAGUGAUAUAUCUCAUGUUCAUAACAUUGAGAAUACCUCGACCAGCACAAGUGUAGGAAGUGAUCAAUGUGGACUGGAUGAACCACCAGAUGACAUAAACAGUAUCGGUGAAAAUCUAUCUAGAGUAAGCAUGGAUUCAGAUGAGGAAAAUUAUGAAGAAGACACUGAUGAAGUUGACUUUGGAUUUUUCAACUCUGAUGAUGUAGAAAUUGAAGAAUUUAUGGAGGAAAGUUUCUUUCAUGAAAUACCAUCAGCAUCCACCCCAGUGACCUUUGAUCACCAGUUGCCAGAACUACCUGUACCAGAUAUAGACAAUGAAAGUGAAGAUUUAUCUAGCAACAACAGCUUUUCAGAAAGUGUAGACUUUGAGAGAUCUUUAGACUCCUGUAAUAGAGACCAUUUGGUACCUGAUGUUUUCUUUGAAGAAUAAUGAGGAUGAUGAAACAGCACUGUUGCCAAGUUAGCAUACUGCCAUGUUUGUGGACAAAAUUGAACUCUUUUGACCUAGAAAAAAAUUAAUAAAAUAAAUAAUAUAUUAUAUAUUAACUUUUAUUGACUAUGCUAUAUGUUAACAAAAUGAUUUUUAGACAAAUGUGAAAAAUGAUGUAUGUUAUUAGACUUUAAAAGGAACCUUUUUAUAUUGUUGUUCUAACUUAUCAAUUAAAGUUUAACUAUCUUUAUUUUUGUUGAUGGUUUGAUUACUGGUUAUUAGUGUGGAAUUGCACAAAAAGCUUGUAAAUGAAGUU
Messenger RNA from Lingula anatina, 1429 nucleotides. RefSeq lists its product as uncharacterized. The record is from RefSeq and is a predicted model, not a curated record. Lineage: Eukaryota; Metazoa; Brachiopoda; Lingulata; Lingulida; Lingulidae.